AUGGCAUCUUUUAUCCAUAAUCGCCUUCUCUGUUUCGUUCUGUCCCUGUUGAUCAUCCUCCCUCUUGCCCUUUCCUCUGUUCCUGAAGAAACAUCGCCCCUGGUUCACCAUGGGGGUCGUCUCCUCACUGGAAACUUGAACAUUGGUAUCUUAUGGUACGGUCCCAUUCCUAAGGCGCAGAAGAAAGCCAUUCUGUCCUUCCUCAGGUCCCUUAACAUCGAUGACGCUGCUGCUGCUGACAAGAAACCUCAAGUCUCAACAUGGUGGCACAUUGUCGAGAGCUAUCAAGCAUUCGCCAAAACUCCAACACCUGGAACCCCCAGGAUCCAAGUGAAGGUUGUGCACGAAGAGGUUGAUCCAAAUUACUCUUAUGGCAAAGUCUUGAUCAAAGAUUUCAUCAAGCCCCUCAUCCCCAAGGCAACUGCUGGAAGAUCAAACACCCUCGCUCUCAUUGUAGCCUCCAACGGUGUCACAGUCCAAGAUAUGUGCGCUGGAUCAUGCGCCCAGCAUGGUCUUAUUGAGGAGCAACCAUAUGUUGCUGUGGGGGACCCAGAAGAGGAGUGCCCUGAGUGUGCAUGGCCAUUCUUGCCGAGCCCAACCAAGCCGACGGGUAUAAUGAAACCACCGAGCGGGAACGUUGGAGCGGAUUCGAUGGUGAUGUUAUUGGCCGGUGGUUUGGCCGGAGCGGUGACCAACCCAUACAUGGAUGGGUUCUACUCAGUUGCACGCGGAGAACAUAUCAUCGAAGUCACAACCAAGUGCUCUGGUAUUUUUGCAACCGGCAAGUUACCCGUGAACCCCGUUAAUGGUGGAGUCUUCAAUACUCAUGGCGAAGAGGAUACCAAGUUCUUGCUCCCUGCUCUGUGGAACCCCAAAACAUCGUCCUGCUGGACUCCUUUGUAG
Molecule: messenger RNA, 903 nt
Organism: Gastrolobium bilobum
Lineage: Eukaryota; Viridiplantae; Streptophyta; Magnoliopsida; Fabales; Fabaceae
Product: protein EXORDIUM-like 6
Exons: 2
Coding region: 1-903 (300 amino acids)
Source: RefSeq, a predicted model, not a curated record